UAUAAAAUAGUUAUGGAAGACAUUUUAAUGUCAUAGCGAAUGGGACCAUCUGCACUGACUUAAUAAUUAACCUCUAAGUAAGAGUCUCAGAGUAACUUAAUGCUAGAGGAGGAUUAUUAAAUAGAAAGCCAAAGAGAUAUGAUAGAAAAUAAAAGUAUAGAUAUGAACAUGUCGAGAUUUGAAAGUAAAGUAACAAAAUGAACAAUAUAUAGACUGAAUUUAAGAAGCAUGCAUUAUUUUUAACAAAUAGAGCACUUAGAACAAUUUAAACAUAGAAAUAAUCUCAUUUUGUAUAAAGCUUCAAAUUAUAAUUACAUGUUCAUCGAUUCAUAAAUAAUUUAUUUACAAAUUCAUAUAUUCUGAGAAAUACUCAGAAAUAGAAAAUUAAGGAUAAGCUACUUGAAAAACAAUUUAUUUCAUAGUAAAAAAAGAAAGGUAUUUUAAAUAUUUAUUAUCGAGAUUAUGAAAAUAAAUCAGUUAUUCCAAUAUUCUUACCAUCUACAAAUUCAAUAAUGAUUUGGGAUAUUAUUGGAUUUAUUUGUAAUUUAAUGAUGCUUUGGCUUACUCCAUUUCUAGGAGCCUUUAAUAAUUAUUAUAAUGAAUCCAUAUCUAUAAUGCAAUCAAUAAUUUUGAUAUAAUUAAUUUUUGAUUUUUUAGCAUAAUUUAAUAGAGGAAUAUUUGUAUCUGCAGUUUUAAUAAGAAAUAGGAAAAAGAUUAUAAAAUAAUACUUAAAAUCAAAUGCUUUAUCAGAUUUCUUAAGAUUAGUAAUUUGGGCUGAUCUUAAAUAUUAGUUGUUGUUUACAUUUUGCUUUGAAAUAAUAAUAGUCUUAUAAAUAACAUUAAUAUAUUAAAAGUUGAUGAGAUAUUUAUAAGAAUAUUAUUAUUAAUAUAUUUAUUCAAAAGGAGGAUAAAACUUUAUUUUAGAUUUAGUGUAAUUAAUAAUUCAAAUUUAUUUUUUUGCUCAUAUUAUUGCUUGUGUAUGGCAUUAUGUUGGAGAGAGCACAUAUUAUUUAGAGAAUUCUUGGAUAUUAGAAAAUUAAUUAAAUGAAGAAACAGUUUGGCAUAGAUAUAAUUCUGCUUUUUAUUGGGCAACUAUGACAAUGACAACUGUAGGUUAUGGAGAUUUUUCUGCUAAAAAUUAAGUUGAAAUGAUUGUGUCAUCACUAAUAAUGUUUUUUUCUAGUUAUGCUUUUGCUUAUACAAUGAGUUCAAUAGGAAUAAUUCUUAAAAAUGUUUAUGAUACUAAACAAACUUAUAAGUAUGAUUAAAAGUAUAAUUAGAAAGAACUUAAUUUAAAUGAUUUAAUAUAUGAGUAAAAAUUAAGUUGAUGAAUCUACUUAAGGAAGAAUAAGAAAUUAUUUAAGGUUUUAAUAAGCAUAAGAGAAAAAAGAAAAUUAAGAUGAUAUAACCAACAUCAUUAAUUAAUUGCCUAAGAAUUUGCAAUAAGAAUUAAAUACAGAUAUUUAAUCUAGAGUAAUCAAAAAAAUGAAUUUAAUUAUUAAUCAUUUUUCUAAAUUUACACAGUAAUAGGUUGCCAAAAAUCUAGAAUUAAUUUAAUUUAUUCCUGGUGAUAUAAUCUUUAAAUAAGGAGAUUAACAUGAAGAUAAUUUGUAAUAUUAUUAAUUUUAAUUUAGAUAUUUUUUAUAUAAUGGAGAUGUCAUUUUAACUGAAACUUAAACUGAGUAAAAACUUAGAUCUGUGAAAGAUUUUUAAUAUUUAGGGUAUUAUACUUUUUUUACAGGUUUCCCUCCAAAAGAAACUGCAAUUUGUUAAAGCCCAAGUGAAUUAUAUAAAAUUAGUAGAAAGAAAUUUCUUGAUAUUGUUCGUUAAAACUAAAAAGAUUUUGAAAUUUUCCAUCAUAUGAAAGAAAAAUUGAUUUUUUAAACAAAUUAUGUUCUUUUUGAUCAUAAGUGUAACUUUUGCAAUAGGUACAUACAUUAAGAAAUUGAUUGUCCUUUAAUUUAAUACAAACCUGAUUUAGAAGCAAUUUUAAAAAAAGAGAAUUUUAAUUAAAUUCUUAAUUUACGAAGAUAAGUUAUUAGAAUAAAAAGAAAAUAUCAUUCAUUAGCUUAACAUUAACCUAUUGAGUAAUAACUCAAAAUAUUUCAAUAAGAUAAUUAAUUGUGUGAUGAAACAGAUUCUGAAUAAGAAGGAAAAUUUGGAAAACAAAAAUCUUAUAUUUCAGAAUAAUAAAGAACUUCAUCUUAAUUUAUAUAAACAGAAGAGGAUGGACAUGUUGAAAAUACUCCACCAAGAUAACAUCAAAAAAGAGCAACAUAACAUAUAGGCCCAUUAAAAUUAUAAAAAAGUAUUUUUAAUUAUAUAUUUAGUGUCAUCUUUUUCGAAAAUGAAACUUGGAUAAGUUGAAUAAAAAUCAUCUUUAAGAAGAAUGCUUAUAUAAAAUGACGAAUAGUUUGCAAUAAAAAACUAUAGUAUGAUAGAGGAAGUAUAAUAAUAAUUAUAAAAAUAAUUUAAAUCCUCUUUUAAUUUGGAUAAAAUAUGUAAUACCUUUAGAAAUUAUAUGCCUUAAUAUACAUUUGAGUCAUAAAUAAAAGAAUUACAAAAAUAUUAAAAGAAAAAAUAAAAGAGAUUUUGGAAAUAAGACGAAAAACUUGGAAAAUAUACUUUUUCUAAUAAUGUAAAAGUUUUGACACUAAAGAUCCUCAAUUAAGGCAAAAAAAUAAUCAAUAAUCUUAAUUAGAUUUGA
This is a messenger RNA of Paramecium sonneborni, 2707 nucleotides long. The record is from the annotation of a GenBank genome assembly. Lineage: Eukaryota; Ciliophora; Oligohymenophorea; Peniculida; Parameciidae.